GCCCGCCUUUUGGUGGAAGUCGCGGAUUUUGAAACGGUUGUUCAACAAAACAUCCGACUGAUUCCCACCGUCAGAUUUUCCUGCUUUUUCCGUCUCACUUUUGCAGAGAUGGAUGAAGAAGAGAGCACAGAGAGACAGAUGCAGAUCGCCAUGCUCUGUCAACGCCUCGCCAAGAUGAAGAAGUUAUACAACGAUGAUGACACCGAUUACAUCAACCGGGCCAUCAGCUCGAACUCACCCGACACCUGCCGGACGCUUCUGACCAGUCUGGAGAGGAAAGGCGAUCCUCAGACGGAUCCCGGCCUGCUCACCAAACUCAUCGACAGCUACGCGCGGGUCUUUUCCAGCAUGCCCUUGGGCAAGUACGGUCAGGUCGAGAGCUACGCCAAGAUGCUGGUCAGAUUUGCGGAGUUAAAAGCCAUCCAAGAUGUAAACGAUGCUCAGGCUAGUUUCGACAUAGCGAGAUCCCACUGCAAGGACUUUGCCUUUGUUCACAUUGCCUGUGCUCAGUUCGAGCUUUUGCAAGGCAACCUUAAGAAAUGCACUUUGAUUCUUCAGAAGGCUUUUGAAAUGAAUGCUAAACCCAGGCGCGUUCUGGAGGAUGCCGUGAGGAAUCUGAACGCAGGCAAAUGCCAGCUCCUAGCGCGUGAAGAUAAGGAGAACGUGACGGUGUCUGCACAUGACGAAGCGCACGAGUCUGUGAGAAGCGGCUCCAGAAGAUCCGAUGGGACGUACGACCUGCAGAGCAGCAGCACUUUUCAACACGGGAGUGAUCAGAAGUUCAGUCCUCCGGAGAACGUGAACAUGUCUCUGUGGAGAGCAGGGUCACAACAGAGAAGAACGGCCUUGGCGGAAAGAGUUCCCAUGGUGCCUCUCCCUAUCCCUGAAUAUGAGAGUGGUGACUGUGACGGUGUUCAUAAAGCAGAAGCUUCAGCCGCUCACGCCAGCGCUUUCUCCAGGCAAACCAGCGGUUCAAAUGUUCGCUCCACGUUCCCCGUGUGUUCCUCGAAGAAAGGCACUCCAGAUGGGGACUCCUACAGUCUAUUAAACCUGAAGCCUCCUCUGAUUAGUCCAGAUCAUCUGAGGGAAGACAUCGAAGAGGGCCACACCAUCACAGCACUUCUACAAAGAGCAGAAAGAAAAGAAUCUUCUCGAAUGGAAGAAACCACUGAUAUAAACCAGCUCAUCAGCACAAACUCUCCUGAAAGUUGUCAGAUCUUCCUGAAAAACCUGGAGAAGAGAGGAGACCCUCGUUCGGACGCGGCGUUUCUCUUCAAGCUCCUGGACUGCUACUCCAAAGUGUUCGCCAGGUUUCCUUUGGCCAAGCAUUGCAAAACGGAAAGCUACGCUCGAAUGCUGGUGCGGUACGCGGAGCUGAAAGGGAUCGAGGAUCCAGAAGACGCUCCGGAUCACUUCAGCAUUGCCAGAUCGCACAGUAAAGCUUUUGCUUUCGUGCAUAUCGCACACGCUCAGUUUGAGCUCUCUCAAGGCAAUUCAAGGAAGAGUAAGCUGAUUCUUCAGAAAGCGUUGAGCUCCAACGCACGGCCGGUUGAGACGCUGCAGACCGCCAUCAGAAAUCUGAACUCUGGUAGAACUCAUCUGCUUCCUGCGGAGCAUGAAGAGAACGCUGCGGAAAGUUUCGAAGCACUAAGUAACAGAAAGGAAGAAGGAAAUCCAGCAAAGGCUCCCGAGGAGCAGCAGAAGCCUCAUUUCAAGGAAACGUCAUCAGAGUGGAAGAUCCCUGCUCUCAUCAACAAGCACGCGUCUCCGGAGGACCGUAAAGCUCCGUCAGUUUCCACUUCGUCCUCUCUUCAUGCCGUGAGGACACCCGCACCUCCUCCCAGAUCCCAGCCCUCUCUCAGCUGUCAGACGCCCAACUACAGAGAGCCGCCUGCGAACAGUUUUGUGACUCCUGUGGUGAAGCAGCGGCCGGUGGUUGUGUCCGUCCCGACGACGGCUCAGAAAAUGUGUCCGGCUCAGUUGCCCUGCACCCCUCAGAGCCGGGCGUCCUGUGUGCCGCAGCCCUCACAGACCCCUGCCUCAGCUUUCUCAAACGAAUCCAUCACUAUCAAAGGCAAGCAGUUCUUCAUUUUCAAGAUGAUCGGUCGAGGCGGAUCCAGUAAGGUCUAUCAGGUGUUUGAUCAUAAGAAGCACACGUACGCUCUGAAGUACGUCAAUCUAGAGGAGGCCGAUGCUCAGGCCGUGGAAAGCUACAAGAACGAGAUCGAGCACCUGAACCAUCUUCAGCAGUACAGCGAUCAGAUCAUUAAGCUCUAUGACUACGAGAUCACCAGCGGCUACAUCUACAUGCUGAUGGAGUGCGGUCACCUGGAUCUCAACACCUGGCUGCGCAGCCGCAAGUCCGUCAACCCUCUGGACAGGAAGUGCUACUGGAGGAACAUGCUGGAGGCCGUGCACACCAUCCACAAACACGGUAUCAUCCACAGCGAUUUAAAGCCGGCUAAUUUUGUGAUCGUGGAUGCUUCGCUGAAGCUGAUAGACUUCGGGAUCGCGAACCGUAUCCAGCCUGACGUGACCAGCAUCAUGAAGGACUCUCAGGUGGGGACUCUAAACUACAUGCCGCCAGAAGCCAUUAAAGACACGUCCUCCAACGGCAAGCCAGGCUCAAAGAUCAGUGCUAAAGGCGACGUGUGGUCUCUGGGAUGUAUCCUGUACUGCAUGACUUACGGAAAGACUCCGUUCCAGAGCAUCACCAAUCAGAUCAGCAAAAUCCAUGCCAUCAUAGACCCGACCCACGAGAUCGACUUCCCCGAUGUUCCAGAGAAGGACCUGCUCGAUGUGCUGAAGAGGUGUCUGGUGCGCAAUCCUAGAGAGAGGAUUUCUAUCGCGGAGCUCCUGGAUCAUCCGUACCUGCAGCUGCAGCCUGCGCCCGAGCCAGCAGAACCAUGUGCCGGUGAUCUGAAGAGGAUCCUCAAUGAACUGGCAGCUCUUCAGUCUCCUAACAGCAUCGCCAGAGCUGCUAGUAACCUGGCCAAGAUGUGCAACAGCGGGAGGAAGUUAGAUGUCUCUGAAUGUGUGAAAACAUCCAGUCAGACGCUGUGAAUGAGGAUGAACCCUGUUCCCAAACGCUCAGGAGAUGAAACCAGUUGCCACUGUGCUGAACUCUUCCUUCUAGAUGCUUUUAGCCAAUGCGUGUUUGUUGUCCAUUUCUGUGUUUUUUCUUAUUUGACUACGAGAUGCAAUCUAAGAAAGUGUACAUGACAAAUAUACAUACCUUUCAGAUAGGUUCCAGAUUCGGUGUUCGUUUCUAACAUAUAAUGCUGUUUUUAUGAAAGUAACUCUAAUUUUGCAGUAUGAUAAAUGUUUUCACAGCUAUUCUGUUUGUAUUCUGUGCAUUUAUUGAUGUCUUGAUGCCGUUUCUUCAGAAUGCAUGAUUACUUUUCUGUGAUCAUCAAUCGAUUAAAAUGCUUUCAACGGUU
Messenger RNA from Puntigrus tetrazona (Sumatra barb), 3440 nucleotides. It is a transcript of the gene ttk, whose product is annotated as ttk protein kinase. The record is from RefSeq and is a predicted model, not a curated record. Gene Ontology annotation, cellular component: kinetochore; spindle; nucleus. Gene Ontology annotation, molecular function: protein serine/threonine kinase activity; ATP binding; protein binding. Bases 109 to 3063 code for a protein of 984 amino acids. Gene Ontology annotation, biological process: peptidyl-serine phosphorylation; protein localization to kinetochore; meiotic spindle assembly checkpoint signaling. The transcript has 25 exons. NCBI's taxonomy places the organism in Eukaryota, Metazoa, Chordata, Actinopteri, Cypriniformes, Cyprinidae.